CUCUGACCAACACACAGGGGACAUACCUACGGACCUCGAGCUCGAGCUAAGUCGACCAAGCAAAAGGCCGAUUCCUUGACAGACUACCUGACGAGGAAUCGAGACGGAAGCACGAAAGGACAAGUCGUCUUCAAGCCUGGCAAAGUAGCGCCCGGCCAUGACGUCACCGCCGCAUGUGUCGGGAGUGUGGACAGGGACAGCGAUGGCAAAGUCAGGCGAGGUUGAUCACGAGCUGACGUGGGUGCUGACCCUCGCCCCGCGGCCGCGCUUUCCAUCGGCCUUUGGCGCUGCGCUUGGGCCAGAUGACUCUGGUGCAGGCUCGAGCGAUGGAGCAGGUGAAGUCGAGGUGCUGAUGGGAUCGGUGGCUCGCCGGUUUGUGGAUGUGUCCUCGCCGACGCGUCGGUACGGAGCGACGUACUCGGUCGAUGGUGACGGUCUGGUGUGGCUCAAGGGCGUGUGGCGACCGGUGGAUGGAGAUGACGGCGGACCAUUUGCGGCGUGCUGCACACGAGGCGAAGGAGCAGAGACAGAGUUCCUGGCGGGGCUUUGGAUCGGCGAAGCUGUACCUCAUCCGGAGCUUGCGCCGUUCUUCAUCCCUACCAAUCCGGUCAUGUGGAGCAUGGCGGUGGACAAGAGAGCUGGCAGAGUGUUUGGCGCGGGCUUCUUUGAGGACUCGGGCGAUGUGCCGGGCUCGCCGGUCCUCACCUUUACGCUUGCCGGAAGAGUCGACGCCGCUAGCGGGGCGGUGACGGUUGUCAAGCACUACGACGCGUCGCACGAGGCGACGCAUGGGUACGACGUCGAGUACACCGGCGCCAUCGAGGCCGGGCCUGACGGGUUGAGUCGAUUUACCGGAAGCUGGCGCAACGUCAAGGGCGGGUCUUAUGGGGAGGCGACUGCGGUGUUGCAGCCGUCGACCUCGAUCGCCACCCACAUUUGCCUCUGCUCCAUCUGCUCAAAGCCGGUCUUUCCUGGCGAGACGCGCUGGAGUUGCGAGGCGUGCGAGGCGUCGAGCCCGUGGUACUGCUGCGGAGCGUGCCAUGUGUCGGACAUGGCCGAGGCGCACGAGCACUACUCCGAGCUCGCGCCGCGGACGACAUGCGAGCUCAAUACAGCGACCGGGGCGUCAUGCGGGCCGCUCAUUGCCGAUGCCUUUCGCCGCUUUGCCGACCGCCCGUUCAUCGGACAGGUGACGCCCGACGGCUCGGGUGUGACGAUCCAAAGCUACGCUGAGGUUGCGGCAGCGAGCUGGGCGUACGCAGCGUACUUUCGGGCCAUGCUCGAGCAGGAGAAGUUCGACGGAAAGGAGCCGCCGCGGAUUUUGCUGGCGUGUGAUGUGUCGCCUGCUUACGUCCCGCUGACCCUUGGCGUCGUGCUCAGUGGCGCAGUGCUAGUGCCUGUUCACGCCGCGCUGGCAGGCGAGACGCUGUCCGAGCUCGCGGCACUGAUCCAGCCGGCGGCGGUUGUGGUCGACGGACAAGUCGCGAGCAAGACCCAAGCCACCAUGUCAUGCCUUGUGUGGGAGAUGGGCGAACUGGCAAAAGCAGCCAAAGCAGAGUGGGAGGCCGGGUCUGAGUUUGAGCCGGUUGUCCGCGGCGAUGACGAGGUGACGGCGGUCCUGUUCACCUCGGGCUCGACAGGCACGCCCAAGGGCUCGAUGUUUACCGAGUCGUUGAUGCGGCCGUCGGCCGGGAACACGGUGGUCGUGCCGCUGGUGCGGUUCGACUUUCAGUCGUUCGAUCCCACGUUUGUGCUCUCGCUUCUCUCGACGAUGCGGCUUGGGCAGGUGCGGAUCUUUGCGUCGUCGAUGGCAAACAUGCGUCGGGACCUCGAGAUCGCGCGGCCGACCAACCUCGGAGCGGCACCGUCGUUUUGGGCUUCGCUCUACAACGAGUACCGUGCCAAAACGGUUGAGCUCAUGGCUGACGGGGUGCUGGGACGGGCCGAGGCCGCCGCCGCGGCUGGAGCAGCCGUCAAGGCCUCGCUGGGCAACCGGCUGAUGGUGGCGACGUCGGGCGGGGCGCCACUCUCUGAGCAGGUCGCCGAGUUUGCCAAGCAAGUCCUCGGCAUCGAUCUGGUCAAUCUGUACGGCUCGCGUGAGACUGGCGGCAUUGCCCGGGACGGGGUUGUCUAUCCUGGCAUCGAGGUCCAUCUGGAGCCGCUGGCAGAGGAGUUGUUGGGAGACGUUGCUGCCGGUAGUGUGUCUGUGGGAGAGAUCUACGUCCACUCGCCGCGGCUCAUUCCUGGCUACUGGGGCAACGCCGAAGCGACGGCCGAGCGGUUCGUCGACCUGCACGGCGACGGGCGACUGUUCUACAAAACCGGUGACAUCGGUGAGACCUUUGUCGACAGCGAGAGCGGGCGGAUCUCGGUGAGGAUUGUAGACCGGGUGGCCUCGUGCAUCAAGCUUGUUUCUGGCGAGUGGAUUGCGCCUGCGGCCAUCGAGUCGGCGCUGGAGGCUUCGCCGGCCAUCGAGAGCACGCUGGUGAUGGCCGAGCCGCGGCAACGGAGUCCGGUUGUGGUAGUUGUGCCGACGGAAGCGGGUCGCAAGCUCGACGCCAGCGAGAUGCUCACUGAAGUCCGGUUCUGGGCGCGGCAGGCCAAGCUGCGUCCUCUAGAGAUUCCGCAAGCGGUCUUUGUCGAGCCGGUGGCGUGGACGGUCCAGUGCGGCGGGCUGACGCCGACGGGCAAGAAGCGCCGGGCAGUGCUGGGCAAGCGAUACCGGGCGAUCCGCGACGAGCUGUACAGAUCUGGCAGUGCGAGCUCCUCCGCUGGGAGUAAUGACCAGGUGACUGUGCUCGCGGGCAUGCUGCGAGAGGCUGUCGAUCGGGCGCUACCGGGCGCGUUGCCGGAGAGCGGCGAGGUGGGCAACGAAGUGACGCUUGCAGAUCUUGGCGGCGACUCACUGGCGGCAGCGGUGAUUGUCAACACGGUGGCGGGGGCUGCCGGCGAGGGCGCGCUGAGCAUGGCCACGCUGUACGAGUACCCACUGGUGCAUGUGGCGGCGCAGCUGGAGGCCGGGGUAAGUGGGACGAGCAGCAAGGAUGCUGUGGCGUGGGAGCGAGCUGUCAAUGCGCAGAUGGCGGCGCUGGCGCCGGUGCUUAAGGCGGGGCCCGAGUCUAGGUGCGGGAACUGGGUGGUUGUCUCGGGCAGCACUGGCUUCCUCGGCCCGUACCUUGUGGCUGCACUGGCGGCGGCACAUCCGUCUGCGGACCGGGUGGUGUGUCUCGUGCGCGGCGAGGACGAUGCCGGAGCAACCGCACGAUUCCGCGCGGUGUACGCUGCUGCCAUAGGAGCGGAGCCCGAGCCACGGGUGGUUGUGCGGGCGGCAGAUCUCGAGGCCGAGAAGCUCGGGCUUUCGGCCGAUGUGUACGCGGAGAUUGUGGGCGGGGUGGGAUUGGUGGUGCACUCGGGCGCGCGGGUCAAUCUCUCGCUGCCGUAUGCCGGACUGGAGGCAGCCAACGUGAGCGGGACGCGGCGGAUGCUCGAGCUCGCGCUGCUCGGCGGAGCGGCGUUCCGGUUUGUGUCGACGGUGGGGGCGGUGACAGCGACGGCGACGGCGAGCGAGACGAACGACGAGGACUGGAACGCGUGGGCGCCACACUUGCUUGCGCGCAAGUCGGGAUACGGCCAGAGCAAGGCUGUUGCGGAGGAGGUUGUACGGCGGGCAGGAGCGGCGUGUGCGAGGCUCCAGGUGCGGGUCUUCCGGCCGACAGCGAUCUCAGGCGCGGCAGACGGGGCGUCGAACGCGGCCGACUUUACCUCCCUGCUCAUCAAGCUCAUAGCCGAGAUUGGCGGGGCGCCAGAAAAGGCAACCAUGCCGCUUCGUUGGGCGCCAGUCGAGUGGGUAGCACGCGCGGUGGCGGAAGACGAUAGGCAGGAGGUGGCCAACCUCUUUGGCGCCGGACCGACGCUCGGCAAGGUGGUGGCGGUGAUGCGGGCUGAAGGAAUCGAUGUCGACGAGCUCCCGCUCGAGGCGUGGAAGGAGCGGGCAGAAGCGUUGGUGAGCAAGCAGCAGCACCCGCUGUACCCACUCGCGGAUGUGGUGCGGCGGAUGGAUCCCCAGUCGGGCGGCUCGGUGUUGCCGCGCGGAGCGGCGCUCCCUGUGGUGAGUGACGCUUAUGUUGCGGCGUGCGUGCGUGGGAUUCUGGGGCUCGGGACGGCAGUGGCAGAGCAGAGAGCGUGACCUUAACGGUACAGCCGCCCGGGCGCGUUGUAGCGUGCCUCAAAGUGGGCAACACAGUACAUGAGCAAAUGAUGUCGGGGAGAAAAGCCAAG
Messenger RNA from Thecamonas trahens ATCC 50062, 4278 nucleotides. Its product is annotated as thioester reductase domain-containing protein. The record is from RefSeq and is a predicted model, not a curated record. Bases 158 to 4186 code for a protein of 1342 amino acids. The transcript has a single exon. NCBI's taxonomy places the organism in Eukaryota, Apusomonadida, Apusomonadidae.